AACUGAUUACGUUACCUUUGAGUACAAGUGUUAAUACUGAUUGAAAAAAAUUCACAAGUGAAAUAAAAUAAGUCUUGUUUUACUUUUGUUAUAAUAAAAUGUCGUCGUUGCCGAUUGUAUCUAUAACAAGAAGAGAAACUUUCAGCUCUUGCCACCGCUUACACAGUCCAUUUUUAAGUGACGAGGACAAUAAGAAACUUUACGGCAAGUGUAAUAACCCAAAUGGCCAUGGGCACAACUAUGUUGUUCUGGUGACAGUGAAAGGUCCAGUAGAUGCUCACACCGGGAUGGUGAUGAACAUCCAUGACCUCAAGCAGUACAUGAAGGAGGCCAUCAUGGACCCCCUGGACCACAAGAACUUGGAUCAGGAUGUGCCUUAUUUUAAGACAGUGGUCAGCACCACAGAAAAUUUAGCAAUUUACAUCUGGGACCAUCUUCAGAAAGUAAUGGAAAAGCCUUCUCUAUUGCAUGAAGUGAAAAUAUUAGAAACUGAGAAGAACCACGUGGUUUACCGCGGCGGCUCCACUUACCCGCGCAAGAAACACGAGAACUCCAGCCUACAUUCCAGCCGCCACCACAAUGUGUCCUCGGAUUCAGAUUGAUUGAGAAAUCAAAAUAAUGUGACAUUAUAAAUCUAUAUCAAGAAAUAUUGUCAUUUUUAUGUUGUGCUUAUAAUUGUUAGAAUAAAAAACUAACAA
Molecule: messenger RNA, 698 nt
Organism: Cydia amplana
Lineage: Eukaryota; Metazoa; Arthropoda; Insecta; Lepidoptera; Tortricidae
Gene: purple
Product: 6-pyruvoyl tetrahydrobiopterin synthase
Exons: 4
Coding region: 99-602 (167 amino acids)
Biological process (GO): tetrahydrobiopterin biosynthetic process
Cellular component (GO): mitochondrion
Molecular function (GO): 6-pyruvoyltetrahydropterin synthase activity
Source: RefSeq, a predicted model, not a curated record